Messenger RNA from Cyprinodon variegatus (sheepshead minnow), 14315 nucleotides. It is a transcript of the gene cacna1c, whose product is annotated as voltage-dependent L-type calcium channel subunit alpha-1C-like. Gene Ontology annotation, cellular component: voltage-gated calcium channel complex; membrane. The record is from RefSeq and is a predicted model, not a curated record. The transcript has 52 exons. Bases 141 to 6791 code for a protein of 2216 amino acids. Gene Ontology annotation, biological process: calcium ion import across plasma membrane. Gene Ontology annotation, molecular function: high voltage-gated calcium channel activity. Lineage: Eukaryota; Metazoa; Chordata; Actinopteri; Cyprinodontiformes; Cyprinodontidae.
GUAGCCAUGGCGACCACAGUGGCGGGGGAGGAGGGGCCAACCGUGCGGUGGGUGUGGUUGGCCUUGCACCGGAGCACAUUCCCACCCCAGGAGCAGCCCUAAGCUGGCAGGCAGCCAUCGAUGCUGCGCGGCAGGCAAAGAUGAUGGGCAACGCUGCUUCAGGCGGCGGGGCGGGACUUGGGUCAGGUGGGGGCGGCCCCAUUUCUACAGCCAGCUCCACGCAAAGGAAGAGACAACACUACGCUUCUAAACCCAAGAAACAAACCACAACGACAGCCACAAGGCCGCCAAGGGCACUACUCUGUCUCACACUCAAGAACCCUAUCCGCCGGGCUUGCAUCAGCAUCGUAGAGUGGAAACCAUUUGAGAUCAUCAUCCUGAUGACCAUCUUUGCUAACUGUGUGGCCUUAGCUGUCUACAUCCCCUUCCCUGAGGAUGACUCUAAUGCCACCAACUCCAACCUGGAGCGUGUGGAGUACCUGUUCCUAAUCAUUUUUACGGUGGAGGCGUUUCUCAAGGUAAUAGCUUACGGCCUGCUCUUCCAUCCCAACGCCUACCUGAGGAACGGCUGGAAUCUGCUUGACUUCAUCAUUGUAGUAGUAGGGUUAUUCAGUGCGAUUUUGGAGCAGGCCACAAAGGGAGAUGGGGCCACUCCGAUCGGAGGGAAGGCGGCAGGCUUUGAUGUCAAAGCUCUGCGAGCAUUCAGAGUCCUAAGACCGCUACGACUGGUCUCUGGAGUACCCAGUUUACAAGUCGUGUUAAACUCCAUAAUCAAAGCCAUGGUUCCUCUGCUCCACAUUGCCCUCCUGGUCCUUUUCGUCAUCAUUAUCUAUGCCAUCAUCGGCCUGGAGCUCUUCAUGGGCAAGAUGCAUAAGACCUGCGUUUACAACCACUCAGGCACAAAUGCAGAGGAAAAACCAGCACCGUGUGCCCCUGAUGGAGCUUAUGGUCGGCACUGCAUGCAGAACGGAACAAAGUGCCAAGUUGGUUGGGAGGGCCCCAAUGAUGGCAUUACCAACUUUGACAACUUUGCCUUUGCCAUGCUGACAGUGUUCCAGUGUAUAACCAUGGAGGGCUGGACGGACGUGCUGUACUGGGUGAAUGAUGCAGUAGAUUACAGGUGGCCUUGGGUCUAUUUUGUCACCUUGAUCAUCAUCGGCUCCUUCUUUGUGCUAAACUUGGUUUUGGGGGUGUUAAGCGGAGAGUUUUCCAAGGAAAGAGAGAAGGCCAAAGCACGCGGUGACUUCCAGAAACUACGAGAAAAACAGCAACUGGAGGAAGACCUAAAGGGCUAUUUAGACUGGAUAACUCAGGCUGAAGACAUUGACCCAGAGAAUGAAGAAGAGGGCUUGGAUGAUGACAAACCCAGAAACCGUAAAGGUCGUCAUUUUCUCUCUCUGCGUGGAGCCGUGAAGAAAAACGCGGCUUUUCUUCGUAAGGCGUUGAGUAUGCCAGCCAGUGAAAACGAAUCAGUCAACACAGAUAACGCCCCCGGAGGAGACGUGGAGGGGGAGACAUGCUGCACCAGGCUGGCAACUAGGAUCUCCAAAUCCAAGUUCAGUCGCUACUCUCGGAGGUGGAACAGGUUGUGUAGGCGAAAGUGUCGAGCAGCAGUCAAGUCCCAGGUUUUCUAUUGGCUCGUCAUCUUCUUGGUUUUUCUCAACACCCUGACCAUCGCUUCUGAACAUCACAAGCAACCGCAGUGGCUAACAGACGUACAAGAUAUAGCAAACAAAGUAUUGUUAGCACUCUUCACGGGUGAGAUGCUGCUAAAGAUGUACAGUCUUGGCUUACAGGCGUACUUUGUGUCGCUCUUCAACCGGUUUGACAGCUUCGUAGUAUGUGGAGGAAUACUAGAAACCAUUCUAGUUGAAACAAAGAUCAUGUCUCCUCUUGGCAUCUCGGUGUUACGCUGUGUGCGCCUUUUAAGAAUAUUUAAAAUAACAAGAUAUUGGAACUCUCUCUCCAACCUCGUGGCCUCACUACUCAACUCAGUUCGCUCCAUCGCCUCCCUGCUACUUCUGCUCUUUCUCUUCAUCAUUAUCUUCUCCCUGUUGGGCAUGCAGCUCUUUGGGGGGAAAUUCAACUUUGACGACACCCGACGCAGCACCUUUGACAACUUCCCGCAGUCUUUGCUCACUGUGUUUCAGAUUCUGACAGGAGAAGACUGGAACUCUGUUAUGUAUGAUGGCAUCAUGGCGUACGGCGGCCCAUCUUUUCCUGGCAUGCUGGUCUGCAUCUACUUUAUCAUCCUCUUCAUCUGCGGAAACUACAUCCUACUGAAUGUCUUCUUGGCCAUCGCUGUUGACAAUCUAGCAGAUGCUGAGAGUCUGACAUCAGCUCAGAAAGAAGAGGAGGAGGCAAAGGAGAGGAAAAAGCUGGCAAGGCUCGCCAGUCCAGAGAAGCGUCAGGAAAACGAGAAGCCACCAAUAGAGGAAAAGAAGAGUGAGAAGAUUGAACUGAAGUCUAUCACUUCUGAUGGAGAGACUAACACUGCCACAAAGAUUAACAUGGAUGACUGUUGCGGAGAGGAAAAUGAAGAGAAGAAUCCAUAUCCUGCAAAUGAUUACAUAGGAGAUGAGGAUGAGGAUGAGCCGGAGAUGCCGGUAGGCCCGAGGCCACGGCCACUCUCUGAUAUCCACCUAAAAGAGAAGGCUGUUCCAAUGCCAGAGGCCCGCGCCUUCUUCAUCUUCAGCCACACUAAUCAAUUCAGGGUUUUUUGCCACAAGAUCGUCAACCACAACAUCUUCACCAACCUCAUCCUGUUCUUCAUCCUGCUCAGCAGCAUCAGUCUGGCAGCUGAGGAUCCGGUCAAGAACGACUCCUUUAGAAAUCAGAUCCUGGGCUAUGCAGAUCAUGUCUUUACUGGACUCUUCACCAUUGAGAUCAUUCUUAAGAUGACAGCAUAUGGAGCUUUCCUCCAUAAAGGUUCAUUUUGUAGAAACUAUUUCAACAUCCUGGACUUGGUAGUGGUCAGCGUUUCUCUCAUUUCUUCUGGGAUACAACUAGACUUCUCGACGUCCAGUGCAAUUAAUGUUGUAAAGAUCCUGAGAGUCCUGCGAGUGCUGAGACCGCUGAGAGCCAUCAACAGAGCCAAAGGACUAAAGCAUGUUGUGCAGUGUGUUUUUGUGGCCAUCAGGACCAUCGGCAACAUCGUCAUUGUCACUACGUUGCUCCAAUUCAUGUUCGCCUGUAUUGGAGUGCAACUAUUCAAGGGCAAGUUCUUCUUCUGUAGUGACAGCUCCAAACAGACUCAGGCAGAGUGCAGAGGUUCCUACAUCAUGUAUAAAGAUGGGGAUGUAGGGAAACCAGAAAAAGCCCUGAGAAUGUGGAGGAACAGCGAUUUCAACUUUGAUGAUGUCCUGCAGGGAAUGAUGGCUUUGUUUGCUGUGUCUACAUUUGAGGGGUGGCCAGGGUUACUGUACCGAGCCAUAGACUCUCACACUGAGGAUGUUGGUCCAAUCUACAACUACCGCGUGGUCAUCUCUAUAUUUUUCAUCAUCUACAUCAUCAUCAUCGCUUUUUUCAUGAUGAACAUUUUCGUCGGUUUCGUCAUCGUCACAUUCCAGGAGCAAGGAGAGCAGGAGUAUAAGAACUGUGAGCUGGACAAGAAUCAGCGUCAAUGUGUGGAAUACGCCUUGAAGGCUCGUCCGCUGCGUCGCUACAUUCCCAAGAACCCUUACCAGUACAAAGUGUGGUAUGUGGUCAACUCCACCUACUUUGAGUACCUGAUGUUCACACUCAUCCUCCUCAACACUAUCUGUCUGGCCAUGCAGCAUCAUGGGCAGACCAAAAAUUUCAAUGAUGCAAUGAACAUCCUCAACAUGCUCUUCACAGGACUUUUCACGGUAGAGAUGAUCCUAAAACUAAUCGCCUUCAAGCCCAGGGGGUACUUUAGUGAUCCCUGGAAUGUGUUUGAUUUCCUCAUCGUAAUUGGCAGCAUAAUAGACGUCAUUCUCAGUGAGAUCAACCCAGCUGACUCGUCCUCGUCCUCGUCCUCCUCCUCCUCCUCCUCUUCCUCUUCUUCCUCCUCUCACCCCCAUGUGGUAAGGCCAAUGGGACUUCAGAAUUCUGAAGAGAACGCCAGGAUCUCCAUCACCUUCUUCCGGCUGUUCCGCGUGAUGAGGCUGGUCAAGCUGCUAUCUCGCGGGGAAGGGAUUCGGACCCUGCUGUGGACCUUCAUCAAAUCGUUCCAAGCUCUGCCCUAUGUAGCUCUGCUAAUAGUGAUGCUCUUCUUCAUAUACGCUGUCAUCGGCAUGCAGAUGUUUGGUAAGAUAGCACUGCAGGACCACACGCAGAUCAACAGGAACAACAAUUUCCAGACGUUCCCUCAGGCAGUCCUGCUCCUCUUCAGAUGUGCGACUGGUGAGGCGUGGCAAGAGAUCAUGCUGGCAUGCUCGCCCAAUCAACCAUGCGAGAAAGGGUCAACCAAUGAAACCAGCUCAGCCCAUGAGGACUGCGGCAGCCAGUUUGCCAUCAUUUACUUUGUCAGCUUCUACAUGUUGUGUGCCUUUCUGAUCAUCAACCUCUUUGUGGCUGUAAUCAUGGACAACUUUGACUAUCUCACCCGGGACUGGUCAAUUUUGGGGCCACAUCAUCUUGAUGAGUUUAAGAGGAUAUGGGCAGAAUAUGACCCAGAGGCUAAGGGGAGGAUAAAACACCUAGAUGUAGUCACUUUGCUUCGGAGAAUUCAGCCUCCUCUCGGUUUUGGAAAGCUCUGUCCACACAGGGUGGCGUGCAAGCGCCUGGUGUCAAUGAAUAUGCCUCUGAACAGCGAUGGAACCGUUAUGUUCAAUGCCACAUUGUUUGCAUUGGUCAGAACUGCCCUCAGGAUCAAGACAGAAGGUAAUCUAGAGCAGGCUAAUGAGGAGCUAAGAGCAAUUGUGAAAAAGAUUUGGAAGAGAACCAGCAUGAAGCUAUUGGAUCAAGUUGUGCCCCCUGCUGGUGAUGAUGAAGUUACAGUUGGAAAGUUCUAUGCCACCUUCCUCAUUCAGGAAUAUUUCCGCAAGUUUAAAAAGAGGAAAGAACAAGGUCUAGUGGCCAAGGUACCCCCCAAAACGGCCCUUUCUCUGCAGGCUGGCCUGCGGACACUGCACGACAUCGGUCCAGAGAUAAGGAGGGCGAUCUCUGGAGACUUGAAUGUGGAGGAGGAGAUGGACAAAGGCAUGAAGGAGUCAGUGUCAGCUGCGUCUGAAGACGAUAUCUUCAGGCGCACAGGUGGCUUGUUUGGCAACCAUGUCAACUAUUACAACCAGAGUGAUGGUCGUGGAUCCUUCCCACAGUCCUUCACUACUCAGCGUCCGUUGCACAUCAGCCAGAAGGGCUCUCCUUGCGAAGGCGAAAGCCCGUCCCACGAGAAGCUGAUGGGCUCGACCACCUUCACCCCUUCAUCUUACUCCUCAUCAGGUUCAAAUGCCAACCUCAACAACGCCAAUAACACUGGAAUGACAGGAGUGACUCCCCAGGGCAUCACCCGAUUCCCAAGCCCAUCCAUAAGCACCGUGGACGGGCACACAGACCAGCCGCUCACACCCAUCCUGCUGCCAAGAUCAGCAUGGUGCUUCCCUCCGAAAAGCUCGGACUCGAGUGACAGUCGUCUGCCAAUCAUCCAGAGAGGGGAGGGGUCAACAGAGGAGACAUACGAUGAGAGUUAUGGUGACGACAGGGAGUACCAGGAUGAUGAGCACUCACUUUCUUCUGACAUGUUGGUGUAUCAUGAUGAAACAUGUAAGCAGCUGACUCCAAUGGAGGAAGCAGAAGAAGUAGAGGGACAAAGAGGAGGAGGAGGAUGGCAGUCUCCAAGAAGAGUCUUCCUCUGUCCAACUACUCUGGGACGGAGAGCUUCUUUCCAUCUGGAGUGUCUUCGGAGACAUUCGAGGCCAGAUGUUUCCCAGAAGACUGCUGUACCUUUACAUCUUGUACAUCAUCAGGCUCUGGCAGUGGCAGGGUUGAGUCCCCUUUUGAGAAGGAGUCACUCACCUACUCUCUUCAGCCGGCUGUGUUCCACCCCUCCAACCAGCCCCACAGCCCAAAGCAGUGAUGCCUCUUACCAGCAGGUUCCCUCUCUGAGGCUAGAGGGGUCUAACUCUCAUGAAAAGCUAAAUACCAGCUUGCCUUCUGUCAAUUGUGGGCCCUGGUACAGUGACAGUAAUGGGAAUAGUCCUGUGGCCAGUCCUAGCCCCACGCCGGGGUCAAGUCAACGAGCACGGCGGCCGGUGUCACUUACUGUGCCAUCGCUUUUGGGGAAGGACCCGAGCUCGCUCUCUCAUGGCAGUGCAGGCAGCCUGGUGGAAGCGGUUCUUAUAUCAGAAGGUUUGGGUCAUUUUGCCCAGGACCCUUCCUUCAUUGAGGCAACCAAAGCCGAGUUGGCUGAUGCCUGCGACAUGACCAUUGAGGAGAUGGAGCAUGCAGCCAGCAACAUUAUCAACGGCAACACAGCCACAAACCCCGCAUCCAGCACCACUCCCACCUCUCAGCACAGCCCCAAUGGCAGCCUGCCCUGCCACAAUGCAGCAGCAGCAGCUGUACCGCACAGGGACCGAGUCAUCAGUUUGAGUCCGGGUGACGCCGGGGCAGAGGCCGGAGGGGUGAGAGGCUACAUCCAUGGUCCAUCCUCUAUAGAGGAGCGACAGGAACUGCUAGCUAGUGGGGGAGGGCGAGAAGAGGAGGAGGAGGAAACAAAUGUGAGAGAAGAGCGAUCCCACAGAAGUUCAGCUGUGGUUGCAGGAACGCAACAGAACAACAGCAGGCUUUUGGAGGAUGACGAUUUGGAGUGCGUUACGAGCUUGUAGGGGCCACCUCAGCAGCGUUGAUCAGCAAACUGGCCCCUCUGGUGCCACCAGAGGCUGAGGUUUGCCAGUGCUGGCGAACAGUAUGGCGGCUGGUUGGUUCACUCUGUCACUCUGGACAAUGGCGGCCAGCGAUGCACCUUUAACACAAGAAGACUUUUCGGGUUUAACUGAGCUAGUAUGUGCGUCUGCAGUAAAGUAUACCAGACAAUAUACUAUCCGAGUGUGUGCUUCUGUGUGUCUGUGUGUGUGUUUUCUCUAUUUGUACCCGUAUGUGUGCGUUCACCACACGUGUCAGAGUGUGGCUCUAAAGUGCCUCACAGUUUUAUCAUGUCCUCAACGUGGGAUGAGCAGGAAAAUGGAGACAAGCAAAAAAAAAAACGACAAAGGACAGACUAAAUGGAAUAAAGAUCAAACAAAGAAGCAGGAAGUACUUUUGUGGACUUGCUGCCAGUAAGAUCGUAUGUUAAUGUUUUCAUUUCCUAUGCCUAAUUUAGUGGUGUGUGUUAUUGUUGUUUGACUGGCCGCCAUAAUGCCAGGUAGGGACCAGAGACCAGCUCGUGGGAGGUCACUUGAGGAUUACCAUCUGACCACCGCUCACCUGUGGUCAACGGUCGACUCCUUUGUUCAACAAAGAUGAAGCGCUGUAUUGUGUAAAAUUGGGAUGAGAAUUCCCUUAAAUCUCAUUUAUCCUCCUCUUCCAAAGCUAUGGGAACCUGUAGUCCUGCCAGCCUGGGAGUGGAUUUAGAAUGAAGUGUCGACCACAGCCAGGUGUGGAAGGAAGGAUUGGAGAGAUGAAUCAACAGCCAGAAGAGGGCUGUUACAGAAAGGGGGAAACUUCCUGGCCAACAGGGAGCUAGCAGGCUCUUUCUUCUCAGCUGGUUAGUAAGACUUCAGCUUGAGACAAACUCGCCUCGAGAUAGUUCCACCCCAUCUGCCCUUUUCUUUGUUUGGCUGCCCCAAACGAGAAACAAAAAGAGUGGCAGGUGGUUAAGCAGAUACAGAAAGACCCCCCUUUUCUGCCUCAUACCUCAGAGUUCCUCACAAUUUCUCUAUCCUUCCUCCCUCUCCUUUGCUACCUUCUUACCCUUCUCCUCUUUGUGCUGGAUUUCUUUGCUUUAUUCAGCACUCGAGGAGCUGUAUGCUUGUCAUGCGGGGCCAACAAAAUCGAAGGGUAGAGGAGAGAACCGAAGUGACCGAUUGCAAAGAAAAACAAAAAAAAGACUCUGGUCAUGGGGGAUCCACAGCAGAUCUGCCGUCAAUCAACCUCACUUCCUUCUCCGGGGCACCCCUCUUCCUGUCAGCUUGGAAUCCUGUCGGAUUUGCUGCCACACACUCUUUCUACAGACCGCGCCCACUAUGUAUUAAACAGUUCAAUAUUGUGCAAAACUGGCUAGCCAUGACAAUAUUUUGUUUUAUAUUCAUGACGUUAUUGUUUUAAUUUAUCUUUGAUUUGUUUGCACAAUCGGGGUGCUGGUCUUAUAAAUGUAUUUUUGCUCGGUUUAUUUUUAGGAAAAAUUUUUUAGAGGUUUUAAGUAUCGAAGCAGGGCGUAGUGUGCGGGCGAGUGUGUAACUAUAAUUGUGCGUUGAUAUGAGUGUCUGCGUUUUAGUACAACCUAUGAGUGUGUGAGGUAGUGCGUGUGUUGGAGGGUCUUUCUCUCUAUCUGUAUGCACCUUUUACAGAUUCUAUCUAUUUAUUUAUUUAUUUUUUCCAGAAGAGAAAGUCAGUGGGAAUGUGUGCGUGCGCAUGUCUGUGUGUGCGUGUGUUCUUGUGUACUAUAAAAAGCAGAUUUUAAGCCUAUACAGUAAAUUAAGGUAGCAUUACAAAUAUGUUAUGUGUGCAAGAGAGGGUGUCUGUGUAGUAAUGGGCCUCCUUAACACAGGGUUACCAUGGACAGGCAUACUUCCAAAGCUUUGUGGUUACUUUAGGAUGUUUUAUACUUUUCUCAGCCAAAUGUCAAAGUCACUCUGAUUUUAAAUUCUAGCCAAUGCAUAACUGUUCUUUACAGCCCCAUUUGGAAAUUGAUAGGAUUGAGGUCCGCUGCCAGAUCAAACUAAGGAAUCAAGGUGUAUUGUUUUGCAUUUGUCCAAAAGUUAGAAAUGCUUUUGCGUAGGGAUGUCCUGAACCGGAAUAUUUGCCUCCAAUAAACAAAACCAUUUAAAAACAAAAUCGAAUACAGAGUUGCAACCCAAUACAUCAUCUAGAUUGAUAUAUGCCUGACAAUUCUGUAAUUUUAAACUGGCACUUUGUGAAAAAGUGAAUGACAUAAUUUUAACUAUGAUUAAUUGCAUUUCUUUUCAGUUUAUGCUCCUCAGCCACACUUAUACAGCACUGCUUUCAGACCUUUAGAAUCUGUAGGAUUUGUUUAACUAGGAUAAUACAUUAAAAAGUGUAAAAUUAAUCCACAAGAGUAAAGAAAUAGAGUGACAUCUAUCAACCAUAAAGAGGGUUUAGAAAGUCAUUGUCAGAGUCCAACAGAUCACCAGGGACACCAUUAUCCACAAAUGAGGAAAACCCAGAUUAGUAAUUAACUUUCCCAGGAGAGGAAGGAGAAACAAAACGGCAUCUUGUAAUUACUCAGGAAAUCUUUUUUUAUCGAUAUUAAAAAAUAGUUGGUUCUCUGAAAUAUUUAUUAGUGGCCAAAACGCAAAAGCAGGACAAAUCUGUAAGGAGAUAAACCCUCCCUUCCCUGUACCUAUUUAUAGCAGGGAGAAUACUUUGUCAGUUCCCUUAAGAUUCUGUAUUUUAGGUGAUUUGUGGAUUUAAUUUUCCAAUGACACAACGUUUGCAGUGUCUGUUUUUCUAAACAGCGGCAGAAAUUUUGUCCUUUCACCAGUUUACAGUCAUUAAUAAGCUCACAUUUCUUACCCUUUCAUGCAGAGCAUUAUGCUGUAGUACUAAGCUAAUGCUAAGAGGUUUUACACUCUUUUUCGUUAAAACUUGUUUUUAAUGAGGCUUGUAGGGUAUUGCAAAACAGCUCCAGUUAAUUGUCUUUGGAAUAAACUUAAGAAAGAUGUUUUUCUCUUGAUUCAUAAACUUUGACAUUUCUUUAUAACCUCUCAUUUCUACCAUAGUUUCUACAGUAUCUAGAAUAUAGCCAUGGGUACUAAAAUAAGCAUUGUUUAUUUUAAAACAGGCUGUGCAAAAGGAAUACAGUAAAAGGACUGGUCUCAGGAAUGGAGAUUAGUGUUCGGACUCGGGACAUCCCUAAUUCUAACAGUUGUCCUUAUUCACCAUUUCUUAAUAAGAGAAAUGUUAAAAUGUAUUACUGCCACAAUGACACAUCCAUGAAUAAUUAGGGAUGAUGUCAAGUUUCUGUAAGACUUCUCUAUUGAACCUCUGUGUUCUAGACUCAUUUCACAAUAUAUAUAUAAAUAUAGAUUUUCUGUGUAAUUCCAACCACUGAGAGUCGGCAAGAGUCAUCAUGUAUGAUUGUUGUUCAGGUCAGAUUUGUGAGCUUGAACAGAUAACUGCUGUGAGAUAAUUUUGUUCUCUCUCUUUAAUAAAAAAUAGGUAGCAGAGUCAGUAUUUUAUACUAAAUUCACAUUCAUUAAUUAAUUGUAAUGUGAAUUCACUUGAGAAAAAGUCAUAGCAGGUUGUACUUUGAGCUGCAGCUCCUUCAAGAAUUUUUCUAACUAAAUUUAGAAAAACAUUGGAUUAUUGUAAUUGUAAUGCAGAUAACUAUAAAAACAAUACUAAUAUUUAGCUGAUAUAUAAAAGAGUUCCCAUUUUUAUUUACAACAGCUACAGCUGAACCAAAGUCAUCCACAAGCCUUUGUAAAAGUAUUACUGACAGCAGCAGUUUUAAGUUAAUUCUAUGUUGCAAAAGCUCCUGCUGUCCCUUGGCCCUUUUUUAUUAAUACAAUUGACAUCAAUUUUUUUACAGCUCACACAGAAAUAGCUUCAUGUAUUAAGAUACAGUAUGCCCAAAAUGUUCUUUUUUCUUGGAUUUUCCAUCGCUGUUGAGCUCUUCAAAUGAAGCAAAGCAGGUUUGUGGCAGCGUACAGUAUGCAUAAACACACUGCCAUACACUGCAUCCUGUGCCAGUAAGACUUCUGUCAUUAUUAUGCAAUCUAAAUGUGAAUGUUGAGUGUGCUGAAAGUUUCCAUGCUGUUGUUUUAUUUGUGAUUUUUUGACCAUAUUUUAACUCCCGAAAAAGCCUGUGUUCUCACUUUCCCAAAUUUCUCCAGGAGCCUGUGGCUUUAUUAAGAGAUUCUUUGAAUUUUCUCAGUUAAUCUGAACACUUAAAAUUUUUCAACCCAAACUUAAAGGCAAUUUAUUUGUCCUUUGCUCAUUUCUCAUUUAAGCUAUUAUAACUGAAUGUCUAAAAGAUGGAGAGAUAGAGUUGAAAGACGUUAGUUUGAACCAACAGCAGUAUUUGAAUACAGAAAGAGGAAGCACUGUUGUUCUCCAUGUUUUUAUUUCUAUUGUUUGUUUGUUUUUUGGACGAGCUUUAAAGAGGCUAAUUUUAAAUAUUCACACAUAUGAAUGGACAGAUUUGGGGACUGUCUCUAUGAUAGAUGUUAUAUACACUGUAAUGUAUUUAUGCUGAAAAUGUUCACUUCUUUCAUCCCAACAUAUGCACAAAGCAGCCUCUGUAUAUCAGAAGUGCCCCACCAGGCCUGCUUUGUGUCUUUACUUUGCCGGUGUGAGAGAUUCAAAGCCUUGUGGCGUCCCUGUGUGAAGUGAAGCAGCAUUUUCGUAAGCAUGACCGUCGAGGUGUUAUGUUGCAGUAUUACGAUAUGAGCAGGUGGAAACCUGCUACCCACAAGAUAUGCAAAAACAAUGCAAUAACUAUGACUGUGUACAAGGUUACUUAAGUAAACGUGUGUGACAGUCUACAAAAAAAAUAUGAAGAAAAUCUUCAUCAAGAUGUAUCAUUUUUCCUUAACUUAAUGGUUUUCGCAUCAGAAAAAAAAAACCUAACAUACUUGAAAUCAGGUUCGUUUCAGUGCAGUCUAGGUAAGUUGUUUUUUCCUGUCUUUUUACGCACUAGGGUUUUGGUUGAGGCAGUGAACUGAAUGAAACCAGUGUUUUUCCUGUUGGUGAAUAAGAAAAUAGUUUCUCAGAGUUGAGAAAUGAAAAAAAAAAUUGUCCUUGAAAAAGCAGCUGACUUCAUGUUCCUGCCUAUUUGUGGCGCCUUCCAUGUGUUGUGCUUUUUGCUUUUUAGGUGAGUUUCUGAAUGGGUUAAGCUCUGUGCUUUAGCUUAAUCAGCACUAAAUGAAGUUUGCAUGUCGAUUAGUUGUUUCAUACUCAUUAAGUAUCAUAUCAUCUUUACAAAUAGUAGCUUUUUCUACCUAUAGUCCACAUAAUAGUAAUUAAUGUCAGUAUUGGAAUUUAAAGCAGCAGAGGGAUAUAUGGUUGAUGAUUUUGCAUAUCUUGUGUCUUAUGGGCUUGUUUUAUUCUUUCUGAGGCUCAAGCCUGAGAUACAUACAGAUAUUUAAACAUAAAAACACUCAAUACAUUACCUUCAAAACAAGCAUUCUUAAACAUGUUUUAAAAAAAUUCUCUCCCUAAUACUUUUCUCUGCAGAUAAUAAACUGAAACAGUGAAGACUUUUUACAAAAAUUACCAAAUAGCUAAUAUUUUUUUUAUAGAAAAAAAAACAUACUUUUAAUUAGUCCUACAAUUAUUAUGUAAAAGGCUAUCAUUAGAAUUUGCAUGAUUAGUACAAGUAUUUUUAAAUACAGGGCAUCAAUGAUCAUUUUAGUUUUUUGUGCCACUUCUACCCACAAAAUGGAAACUGUGGCCCUACUUGAUCCAGUGUUCCAUAAAUCACUGCUGUCCUUGUGUACAUCCAGAGCAGCUGUGCAUCUGAAAUGCUCAGUUCACUCUGGUGCAAUUGACUCCCUCCACAGGUCAAAGUGAAAUAACCAACUCAAGUAAAGGCAAAGAUUGAUAAAGGCUUUAUUUUUCCCACUUUGUCAGAAUGAUGACAAUCUAUAAGGCGGUUGAUGACAAUGGGAAGGCUAUUUGAGGGAAUGAUGUUUUAAUUUCCUACUUUUUGGAUGGUUUGGGAUGGUUUAAGCUCUAACAUGGUGAAUUAUACAUUAAAAUGAUGUUCGGCAUGCAUGGGGUCCUCGCUCUUUAGAGGUAUAAAGUAUUGGUCCUAUAUAGCUGAUUCUGUCUUUUGUCUCACCACUAGCUAAUGAUUGUAUAUUUUUAUAUACUAUAUCUAGCAAAAUGUAUACAAAUAUAAAUAUUUAAUCACCAGAAUGUUUAAAUAAGGAGAAGGAAGCGGACCUAUAUGAGAAUGUAUAUGGACUGGAUGUCUUAUUUAGGCCUAAAGAUAGAUGGAAAUUCCACUUUGAUGAGUGUAUUUUUAACCAAAAGUAAAACCAGAAAUAAUGUAGUUUUCUGAUAAUAAAAAAAAAGGUAACAUUGUUUGAAGUUGCACAUGUAAGGUUAAAAAGAGGGGUGAAAAUCUCUGGCUUAUUUCUGUAAAUUUUAAAAUUAUUGCAAAUUGGAAGCUUUUCAUGGGAAAUGAUGCAAAAAAAUGGGAAAUUGUGAAAAAAUAGAUAUUUGACAUAUUAAGGAAACAUAAGAUAUAUAUAUAGAACAUUUAUGAAUUGAUAGCACAUAUCCUAAACAACAAAAAUGUGUUUUAUAUUAUUCUGGUGCUCCAGGCUCAAACAUGUGGCUUUGAUGGUCCAGGGUUCGAGAUAUAAUCUGUGCAUGGGAUUAAAAAUGUAAGGGCCCUUAAUGUCCCUGCAGUAAGCAUUGUGCUGCAUGUGAUUGAGAGGUGUCACAGAUUAUUGUGUUGCACAAAGCUGAAAUGUAUAUCCUCCCAAACUAAUUUACCUAAAUGUCUGACAAGAGCCAACCUGUGCUAGUCUAAAAUCAAGUUUCAAUCCUAUUUAUCCCUGUUCAUACCCAUGAAUUCACCAAAAAUCCUCCUUAUUCCCAUGGAGAGUUUCCAACUUUGAAAAUUCAGAAAAUAUUGCAACUACAUUGUGUAGCCUAUAAUUCAUAUAAACACUUGGAUCAUUUUCAUUUUGGAUUUAUCAAACUUUUUGGAUAUUUCUGCAAAACUAAUGUUUUUUUGUCUAAACCUCAAUAAAAAACUAGGGCUUUUAAUUAAUUGUUAGACCUCACAGCAGAUCAGCCGGCAGAUCUGAAAUCUAACAGACUUAAGCUUUUUGCAUUGCAUUUGCAUCAACCUAUCGACUGCUUGUCCACACAGGUCAGUGUCUGCUCUUCAACUCCAACUGUAGCAGCAAGAGACAGGUCUCUCUUGAGGUAGUCCUACAUCAGCAAAACACGCAUUAUCCUAGCAACAAACCAAAAAAAUAGAAAAUAAACUUCUAAAAAGGACUAGAUUUUCAUAUAUUGUGAACCAUCAUAAUAGUGUAGCUUCUAUGCGUAUCUCUGAGGUGCAUUUGGGGGACCUAAACUGCAUCUAUAUAGAUUUGUAACCAUAUAUUUAAAAGAAUGGAGAAUAUAAGAAGGUUUAUGUCUGGUUAAUUGAUUUCAGCUUUAAAGUGAUAUGAUGCUACUGCUACUUUUUACACAACAGGUUCUACGUG